Molecule: messenger RNA, 516 nt
Organism: Oldenlandia corymbosa var. corymbosa
Lineage: Eukaryota; Viridiplantae; Streptophyta; Magnoliopsida; Gentianales; Rubiaceae
Source: the annotation of a GenBank genome assembly
AUGGGUUCUUUGGGGUCCUAUUGCCAGAUGCAAAGGAUGAGGAAAAGGCACUCGGGGGGCUUGGUUUGUUGGACUGCAUUGUUUGUCAGUGCAGAGAUGGAUGCCUGGAUUCAGAGGUUCAACGACGAAGGUUUCCUCGGUGGUGAUGCUGUGGAAUACGAGGGUUUGCCACUAAUCUGCUACAAUUGUGGGUUUCUAGGACACAAUAUUGCCUCUUGCACGACGGAAUUAAGGAUGCAACCCCCAGUAGUUAAAACGACGACUGAAACCGAUGAACAGAGGGCGGAGCCAAAGGAUGGAAUAGAGGGGCAUCAAGGUGGGAUUAUUAACCAGAGUAAUGGGAUUGAAGGGGACGGCCAUAGCAACUCUAUAGCCAAAGCAGCAAGAUCCUGGCGGCUCAAGGUUCAACGUACUUGCAAGGAACCUGACAAGUGUGCAGAGGAAGCUCCAAUGGUUCCAAAACAGGGUAAAAUUGAGGACAUCUCAUUUUCUAGCUCGAAGCAAGCGGAGGCCUAG